Messenger RNA from Dromiciops gliroides (monito del monte), 564 nucleotides. RefSeq names its product high affinity copper uptake protein 1-like. Lineage: Eukaryota; Metazoa; Chordata; Mammalia; Microbiotheria; Microbiotheriidae. Gene Ontology annotation, biological process: copper ion transmembrane transport. Gene Ontology annotation, molecular function: copper ion transmembrane transporter activity. The record is from RefSeq and is a predicted model, not a curated record. The transcript has a single exon. Gene Ontology annotation, cellular component: membrane. The coding region runs from base 1 to 564 and encodes 187 amino acids.
AUGAACCACGAACACCAUCACGGAAUGCACCAUAUGGAAGAAACUACCACUAUGAUGCCCCACCAUCAUUCACCUACAGACUCUCAUGCUCAUGGUGGGGGAGGAGGAGGACACAUGAUGAUGCCUAUGACCUAUUUUGGAUAUAAGAAUGUAGAAGUGUUGUUUUCUGGAUUAGUGAUCAAUACACCUGGGGAAAUGGCUGGGGCAUUUGUGGCUAUCUUUUUGUUAGCCAUGUUCUAUGAAGGCCUCAAGAUAGUCCAGGAAAGCUUGCUGCGUAAGUCCCAGGUCAGCAUUCGUUACAACUCCAUGCCAGUCCCAGGGCCAAAUGGAACCAUCCUUAUGCAAACACACAAAACUGUUGGGCAACAGAUGCUAAGUUUACCUCACUUUCUGCAGACAGUACUACAUGUUAUCCAGGUGGUCAUCAGCUACUUCCUUAUGCUUAUCUUUAUGACCUACAAUGCAUACCUCUGCAUCACAGUAGCAGCAGGAGCUGAAACUGGCUACUUUCUCUUUAGCUGGAAGAAGGCAGUAGUAGUGGACAUAACAGAGCACUGCCAUUAA